CCUCUACUUAGUAUUAUUAACUCAUCUCUGACAUUAGGACAUGUGCCUAAAGCAUUUAAGGUGGCUGUUAUAAGGCCUUUUUUAAAAAAAACCAAACUCGACCCUAAAGAACUAGGGAAUUACAGGCCUAUAUCGAAUUUACCUUUUAUAUCUAAAGUUCUGGAAAAAGUAGUUUCAACUCAAUUAUGCUCCUUCCUCCAAAGGAAUGACAUUAAUGAUGAAUUCCAGUCUGGAUUUCGAGCAUGUCACAGUACAGAGACUGCUUUGAUCAGAGUUACAAAUGAUCUGCUUUUAGCGUCUGACCGUGGCUGUAUUUCGUUAUUGGUGCUGCUAGACCUCAGUGCUGCAUUUGACACCAUUGACCACAGCAUACUUCUACAUAGACUCGAAAAUUACGUCGGCAUUAACGGAAUAGCAUUGAAAUGGUUUAAGUCUUAUUUAUCCGACCGUUUUCAAUUUGUAGCAAUAAACAAUGAGGUGUCCCGCAAAUCACAAGUCCAGUACGGUGUACCACAGGGCUCAGUCUUGGGACCCCUGCUCUUCGCAUUAUACAUGCUACCUCUAGGAGAUAUAAUAAAGCGACACGGAAUUAGCUUUCACUGUUAUGCUGAUGAUACUCAACUUUAUAUUUCCUCGAUGCCUCAUGAAACCCAGCAGUUUCAUCGAAUAAAGGAUUGCAUAGUUGACUUAAAAAUGUGGAUGAGUAACAAUUUUUUACUACUAAACUCGGACAAAACAGAAGUGUUACUUACUGGACCGAAAACUGCUAUGCGUAACAACCAAGAAUACUGCUUAACUAUUGACGGAUGCUCCAUAAAAUCCUCGUCAUCAGCUAAGAAUCUUGGCGUUGUAUUCGACAGUACUCUCUCAUUUGAAAGCCAUGUCGCAAACACCUGUAAAAUUGCAUUUUUCCAUUUUAAGAAUAUAUCUAAAUUACGUCAUAUGCUGUCACUGUCAGAUGCAGAGAAAUUAAUUCAUGCAUUCAUGACAUCAAGACUAGAUUACUGUAAUGCGCUUCUAGGUGGUUGCCCUGCGGGCCUAUUACAAAAACUGCAACUGGUUCAAAACGCGGCAGCUCGAGUUCUUACACGUACAAAAAAGUUUGAGCAUAUAACCCCGGUUCUGUCAACCUUGCACUGGUUACCUAUAAAGCAUCGCAUUAACUUUAAGAUCUUGCUUAUUACCUAUAAAGCCCUACAUGGUCUAGCGCCGCAGUAUUUGAAUGAACUUCUAUUGUAUUACAGACCUCCACGUACAUUACGCUCUAAGGGGUCCUGUCAGUUGGUAAUACCUAGAAUUUCAAAAUCAAGUGCAGGUGGUAGAUCAUUUUCUUAUCUAGCGCCUAAACUUUGGAAUAUUCUUCCCUGCACGGUCCGGGAGGCAGACACACUCUGUCAGUUUAAAUCUAGACUAAAGACUCAUCUUUUUAAUCUUGCAUACACUACACCUCCAUAAUAUUAAUCCUCAGAGGAUUUAGGCUGCAUUAUUUAGAUCAACCGGAACCAGGAACACAUCCAACAACAAAUGAUGUACUUGUUGCAUCAAAGAGUGCAGAACAGUACUCUACUCUCAGCCAGUCUUGUCUCUUUGUUCCAAGGUUACCGCAGGAUGCAGUUCAUGCCCAGACCUGAUGGCAGAGCUGAGAAUGGGAAGCGGUGACCUGACAAGUGCUAAGAGGACAGAGCAGGAUAAAGGA
Messenger RNA from Triplophysa dalaica, 1696 nucleotides. RefSeq lists its product as uncharacterized. The record is from RefSeq and is a predicted model, not a curated record. Lineage: Eukaryota; Metazoa; Chordata; Actinopteri; Cypriniformes; Nemacheilidae. Bases 553 to 1455 code for a protein of 300 amino acids. The transcript has 2 exons.